GGCUGAUGGGGACCCCGGCUGUUCUCAGAGCUCGGUAGCUGAGAGAGGAGAGGAGGAAGAGGAGGAAGAAGAAGAAGAAAAGGAGGAAGGAGAGGAGGAGGAAGAGGAGGAAGAAGAGAAGGAGGAAGGAGAAGAAAAGGGGGCGAGGGUCUCCUCUUCUUUGACCCGGGAGAUUGCCAGCGCCCCCCAGCCCCUCCGGAUGGGGCAGGCAUGGCCGCGUUAGCCAGCUCCUUGAUCCGGCAGAAACGGGAGAUCCGCGAUCCCGUCGCCAGCCGCCCGGUCUCGACCCAGCGGAAGGUCUGUCCGCGAGGGACCAAAUCCUUAUGCCAGAAACAGCUUUUAAUCCUAAUCUCCAAAGUCCGGCUGUGCGGGGGCAGAAAAGGCCGGCUGGAGAAACCCCCAG
This is a messenger RNA of Thamnophis sirtalis, 403 nucleotides long. The record is from RefSeq and is a predicted model, not a curated record. NCBI's taxonomy places the organism in Eukaryota, Metazoa, Chordata, Lepidosauria, Squamata, Natricidae.